Molecule: messenger RNA, 1795 nt
Organism: Fopius arisanus
Lineage: Eukaryota; Metazoa; Arthropoda; Insecta; Hymenoptera; Braconidae
Product: ubiquitin-conjugating enzyme E2 J1-like
Exons: 6
Coding region: 310-1098 (262 amino acids)
Source: RefSeq, a predicted model, not a curated record
AGUACUACGAUGCCGCUGGGGUCACUCCAACCCCCAUAACGGAGCCUCUACUUUGGUCAAUCCUCUUCGAGUGUAUUCGUGAUUGUGUGACAGGUACGUCACGAACAAGAAAUCAACAUUCCAGGUUAUAAUUUACGAAAAUUGUCAAUCCCUCUGACAUUUAUAAGUUCUCGAUGUCCCCAGUUGAGUUAUUCCAGACGUAAAGCCAAUUAAAACUACAAAGCUAUUGUCCAUUGCUCUCGAGUAUCUCCUCGAAGUAUACAGUGAUUCUCAAGAUUUUUCCUCAAACUCUGAAGUAUUAAGAAAAUAAUGGCGUUCGAAGGAAAAUACAACACCAAAAGUCCAGCGGUGAAGAGACUGAUGAGAGAGGCACAGGAAUUGCAUGAAGCCACUGAGGAAUAUUAUGCUAGUCCCCUAGAGGAAAAUCUUUUUGAAUGGCACUUCACAGUGAGGGGACCACCAUCUUCACCAUUUGAGGGAGGUGUUUACCAUGGCAGGAUCCUUCUUCCCCCUGAGUACCCCAUGAAGCCCCCGAACAUAAUCUUGUUGACGCCAAAUGGAAGAUUCGAGAUAAAUAAAAAAAUCUGCUUGAGCAUAUCUGGUCAUCAUCCGGAGACGUGGCAACCCUCCUGGAGCAUCAGGACAGCUUUACUUGCUCUCAUUGCAUUCAUGCCGACUCCUGGAAACGAUACUAUCGGUGCCCUCGAUUAUACCCCUGAGGAAAGACAAACUCUUGCAAAAAAAUCACAGAGUUGGCAGUGCGAGACUUGUGGAAAGAUCGUGGACUUGUUAUCAAAGGAUGGGAAAUCACAACCAAUAACUGCAGAAGAGGGGCACAUCUUGGGAUCGAUAACACUGAAGGCCGAGGAAUCGCCAGCCAGUGCCACGACAGCACCGACCUCCUUGCCAACUGCCAAUUUUAAACAAAUAUUGAGGCAGAGACUAAUGGAGAGGCACCGAGCGAAUAAUAAUUUCGCUCAGCGAACCCAAAACAGUGAUACUCUGUCCUCGUCGAACAAUUUGUUCUGGACUAUUCUCAUAGCUUCUCUGGUGUCAGCAAUAAUUCUUCUCGUGUUACGAAGGCUUUUUCUGGUUUAGAUUAUUGCUCUCUGACCAUAAAGAUGCUGGAACUGACCAGAAAUAUCUUUAUAGUAACUUGAUUGUCUCCAUCAAGACGUUCUAAUCCCCGGAAUUGAAUGAAUGAUAGAUUGUAUAAUCCGGAAGUAAUUGACGUUAGAAUUUAUUGAUAUGCCACAAGAGUGAUCCUUUUAAUUUUAUUUUCUCAGCAGUAUCAUGUCCCCGUCUUGUUAUAAUUCAUCGUUAGUUGAACAAAAAUAAUUUUUUCGUUGUACAAUUACCAACAACCAUUUUAUUUCAAUAAUCUCUGAUUUAUCUGUCCUCUUUCUAAGAUUGUAUAUAACGAUUAGCUUUCGUACGAAAUAAUCGAUAAAAAUCACGUGCAUUAAUCGACAAACUUACACAACAGAAAUCGUUAUUCAUUUCAAUAGUCGAUUGUAAUUAAAAUCAGUACUUAAACAUGUAAAAGUGGAUCAAACGUUUAUAAUCCCAGUGUCCAGGAUCAAUUAAUAAAUCCAUCGAAUAUCAUAUUGACUCUAACAGUAAAAAUUUAGAAUUUAUGACUGGGAAGUGAUCCAAGUGCUGAUGCUGCAAUAUUAGGGAGAAUGAUUUUCUUCAAUUCUUCAAGGCUUGUUAUAAUAAAAUAUAAAAUAUCAUGUAGCUGUUCAAUUGCUCUUUAAAAUAUCGAAGAUAUAGCCAAUAUAUUUGUUUCAACAGU